This is a messenger RNA of Rodentolepis nana, 606 nucleotides long. Lineage: Eukaryota; Metazoa; Platyhelminthes; Cestoda; Cyclophyllidea; Hymenolepididae. The record is from the annotation of a GenBank genome assembly.
AUGAGUUACCAAGUUUAUGUGUUAGAUUGUCAGCAAAAGUUGUGGCCGGAGUAUGGUGUUGCUUUUAUUACAAAGUGUGUUGUGAAAGGCCUCGAAUUCCUCAGGAAACAGGGAAUUCAACAUCGGGAUGUGAAACCGUCCAAUAUGCUAGUCAACAGACUAGGGUGUGUCAAGAUAUGCGACUACGGCGUCUCUAAGCGAAUGAUGAAUGGUAUAACAAAAACAAAACAAGUGGGAACGUAUUCAUAUAUGGCUCCAGAACGUCGAACUUCUGAUAGUGAAAAUGGAGGUUUUCGAAUACAAUCAGAUGUCUGGUCCCUUGGAUUGAGUGUCUUUCACCUAUCAACUGGAACCUUCCCGUUCGCUGAUUUUUUAUCUGCCCGUGCUAUUGAAGGUAUUUAUCAAAUGGAAGAAAAUUUUUUCUAUCGGGAAGAUCGUAGGUUUACUUCAGAACAGAGCGAAUUCCUCACUGCUUGCCUUAAAACGAAUGAACUAGAUCGACCUGAUUAUAAGACUCUUCUACAAAUGGAUUUCUUAACUGGAGUGAAGAUCAAGAACCUUCGUGGAGAUUUCGCUAAAUUUAUCCGAGACACCUUGGGUCCUUAG